Anopheles cruzii is the source of this 1377-nucleotide messenger RNA. RefSeq names its product proto-oncogene serine/threonine-protein kinase mos (gene Mos). The coding region runs from base 1 to 1377 and encodes 458 amino acids. The transcript is spliced from 3 exons. NCBI's taxonomy places the organism in Eukaryota, Metazoa, Arthropoda, Insecta, Diptera, Culicidae. The record is from RefSeq and is a predicted model, not a curated record. Gene Ontology annotation, molecular function: ATP binding; protein kinase activity. Gene Ontology annotation, biological process: protein phosphorylation.
AUGUCAAACGGACGCGGCCUGUCGGAGUCGGAGUUUCGGGCGUCCACAUCCGAGCUCGCUGUGCCAACGAUCGAGAUCAGCUUCGACACACCGAACCGCGAUCGCUUUCUGCGGGACGAUUUUCACAACAAGCGCGGCUCGUACUCGAUUCUGGGCCGCGGCAGCUACGGUGUGGUGAUCCGUGCCUCGUACCGCGGCCGUCCCGUGGCCGUCAAGAUCCUGGAGAAGCGGCUUCACCGGCAGCACCGGCAGCGCUACGAUUCGCUGCUGAACGAAGCAAACGCACUGCGGCUCCGGCACGAAAACAUCGUCACAGUGCUGAAGGUGGUGUCCGGGACCCAGUACGGGCUGGUGUUGAUGGAACGUUUCGAUGGUCACUGCCUGCAACACAUUCUGCUCCGAGCCAACCACCGAUCGAUCGGGAUUCAACACAAACUGCUGAUUCUGUGUGACAUUAUCAACGGAUUGAAUUUCUGCCAUCGGCAUCAGCUGGUGCACCUGGACGUGAAGCCCCAGAACGUGAUCGUCACGCUCAGUGGUGCCGGGCCCGGUGCGACCCCGGACCACGACGCGACUCCGGGUGCGUGCUUGCGACUGCGGAAGUAUCUGUGCAAACUGUGCGAUUUUGGUUCCUCGGUCGCGCUGACCUCGUGGCAGCGAGGCGUGCCCCUGGUCAACCGGGGCACGAUCCGCUACAUGGCCCCGGAGUUGCUCCGCUCGGUGGUGCUCGGCGGUGGCGUCACGCCUCGGGCCGACAUUUACUCGUUUGGAGUCACGAUGUGGCAGCUGAACGAAGAGCGCCCGCUGCCGUACGAGGAGUUUGGGUCCAACGAGGUCGUGGCGUACCACGUCGUCAAGAAAGGACUGCGUCCGGAUAGCGCCAGCACGGCCCUGGGGUCGUCGGGGCCACGGUUCCGGGCGAUGCUGACGAAGAAUCGCUGCCUGCACGGUAGCUUGCUGCUGCCGGUGGUGUCUCUCGCCUCCGCGCGCCCGGUCAACGUGUUCGAAUCGGACGCCGUGGACGAUGUGCUCAAACGCCAGGGCAUUGCGGUGGAACGGAACGGGCACAUUAGGGCGGUGCGGAAGAUAUCGCUCGGGGCGAUCGGGGGCGCCGCGAUCGGUGGAUGCUCCGGAUCCGGCGAUGAUGAGGCUGGCGGCGGGAGCAAAGACGAACUGACCGCCAAGCGGAUCGAUUCCAUAUUUUGUGAUCAUUUCGCCAUUCCCGGGCACGAGCGGGCUCAAAUCGGGCAGGCGGUGCGCGCCCUCUACAGCAAGUGCUGGCUUACCGAGCCGUCCGGCCGACCGGAUGCGGCCACCGUUCGGGCCACCAUUCACCAGCUGCUGGGACGAAUCGCGCAGUGCAGGGCAGCCGAUUGA